CCAGCCUGAAGUGUUCGCGUCGCAGCAGUCCGCGGCUACGCAGAACCCCCCUGGUCAGAGCGGGGAAGCAGGGACCUUGGGCGACGCAGCGGAGGACGAUAAAGACAAGGAGAAAGAGGUCCAAGACCACCCGGGCCACUUCCUCGAGGCGGAAAUCGAAAAUUUGCGCACGGGAGAGCAAGCGAUCGCGUUUUUUGCCAAGCAUGGUGGCACCACACGCAGGAAAUUCGUGUACGCACGACGGCGCUAUCUCGUUGAAAAUAGGAGCGGACUGGUGAUUGGGGGGGACGGCAAUGACGAUGCGGGUGUUCUUGACUUUCAAGGUCCUCGACAAGGUGCACAGGAAUCGUCUCACUCAGGAGUUCUUGCAAUCCCAGGCGCAUGUCCGACAGCGGUACUUUCUCCUACAGCGACACCGCGUCGAGGAAGUAACUCGGCCCGUCUGCAGGCGCAGCGAGGAGAGCCAAC
Messenger RNA from Amoebophrya sp. A120, 468 nucleotides. The record is from the annotation of a GenBank genome assembly. Lineage: Eukaryota; Dinophyceae; Syndiniales; Amoebophryaceae.